Neoarthrinium moseri is the source of this 1650-nucleotide messenger RNA. RefSeq lists its product as uncharacterized. Gene Ontology annotation, molecular function: transmembrane transporter activity. The transcript is spliced from 3 exons. The coding region runs from base 1 to 1650 and encodes 549 amino acids. Gene Ontology annotation, biological process: transmembrane transport. Gene Ontology annotation, cellular component: membrane. NCBI's taxonomy places the organism in Eukaryota, Fungi, Ascomycota, Sordariomycetes, Amphisphaeriales, Apiosporaceae. The record is from RefSeq and is a predicted model, not a curated record.
AUGUCGGCACUGAAGGACAAGUCUCUUGAUGCAAGUGUUGCCAAUCAGGAACGUACCAGUAAAGAUAUACAUGCAGUCUCUCCGAGUCACUCUGGGCCGGCCGCACCGACGUCGCAGAGUGCAUCGGACGCGGAGAAGGGUACACCAGGGGCCCAGCAAGGGAAACAAUACGAUUUACAUCCCAGCCCUCCAUUUUCAGUUUUCUCACUCAUACAAAAGAGGUUAAUCGUCUUCAUUGUCGCGCUGACGACCUUGCUCCCCCCUCUGACGGCUAGUAUAUUUUACCCUGUGAUUACCUUGCUUGCAAGAGACUUGAAUGUCUCUGUGACGGAAAUUAAUCUCACAAUUACCAUUUACUUGAUAAUCCAAGGCAUCGCCCCGUCGUUUGUGGGCAAUCUGUCCGACGAGAUAGGUCGAAGACCUGCACUCCUAGUCGCCCUAGUCAUCUAUAUGUGUGGAUGCGUGGGCGCGGCUGUCAAGGCCAACUAUGGACUUCUUCUCGCGAUGCGCUGCCUCCAAAGCGCUGGAAGCAGCGGUACCAUCGCACUGUCCCUCGCAACAGUGUCUGACAUUGUGACAUCUGCAGAAAGAGGACGCUAUACAUCGUAUGUGCAAAUGGGAUGGAUGCUUGGCCCUUCCUUAGGACCGGUUAUCGGCGGCCUAAUCAGUCGGUUCCUCAACUGGCAGUCCAUAUUUUGGUUUCUGGCCAUUUACGCCUCGAUUGUGUGGGUUGUUUCGAUCGUCUUCCUACCAGAGUCGAGCCGACGGAUCGUUGGCAACGGCUCUAUUCCACCUCCGCGAUGGAAUACUGCUUUGUUUGCAUACUUUCGACGCUCUUAUACAAUCCGUGACAAUGCUGCAGUGCCCAAUGAGCUACAGAAAAAGUCGCCGUCCAAAAGGGCAGCUAUCAACCCGCUGACCUCGCUAAAGCUAUUUCGCGAGAAGGAGACAUGCCUCUUGCUACUCUAUAGCGGUCUUGUCUACGCCAGCUCCUACAUGGUCCUGUCUACGUUCUCUGAUCAGCUGGAGGAGAUUUAUGGGUUUGAUACGUUGCGGAUCAGUCUCUGCUACCUGGCCUCUGGGUUUGGUACUGUGACAUCGGUUCUCUUAACGGGACGGAUACUGGACUGGAACUUUCGUCGUCACGCUGGGCUCGUCGGCAUGGAAAUCUCCAAGCAGAAACAACAGGACUUGUCAGGCUUCCCCAUCGAGGUCGCCCGCCUUCAAAGCAGCAUUCCCGCACUGAUUCUGGCCAGCGUAAGUCUGAUCUGCUACGGGUGGACGUUGCAGAAGAAGGCACCCUUGGCUGUACCAUUGAUAUUUCUCUUCCUGCAAUCCUUCGGGAGCGCAAGCUCCUUCUCGGGACUGAACAACUUGAUCAUGGACCUGAAUCGCGAUAGACCAGGGGUCGCGUCAGCAGCAAUGAAUCUGACCCGUUGUUGGAUGGGCGCCGGGGGUACAGCGUUUGCAAGUCCGUUGGUCAAAGCUGGUGGUGUCGGGUGGCUAGGGGUGGUUAUCCCUGGUAUUUGGUUGUUGUUCAGCCCACUCAUUCUCAUGGUGAUCAGGUAUGGUCCAGCAUGGAGAGAAGAGAAGCGGAUGAAGCAGAUGAGCGACGCCGAUGCGCCAUCGGGAGAGACGGCCGUAGUCUAG